CGCGGUGCAGAUUUAAAAGUAAAAUUAAUCUCUUGUCAACACAUUUAGGACUGGGGCCAGUCGAAAAGACGUGAUUUCUGAACCGAGAGCGAUGCACACAGGUGCUGUUAAACCAAAACCGGAACUUUCUGCAAUCAAGAGCUUAGGAUACAUCCAACAACAUCAUGUCGACCGUCUCACAGAUGCCUCAUGGACCUUGUGAUCCGGUUUCUGCAAGACUGUGACAGGAUUGUCCUGCCCCAUAACCGACGCUGCUCAACCUUAAAACAGACCGUGACGUUGAGCAACAUUUCCCGAGAUUAUGCUGAGCAUCCUUGCAGCUGGCUCCAUAUUCUUCCCCGGCCUUUUCCUGCUGUCUAAGCGAAUCCUUAAACAUGGUCCUGGGCUCAAAUGGAGCGAGAAGGAUGCUGUCAUUGUCUCGUCCAGGCUGGUGUCCUCCAUUCAAGCCAUUAUGGCAUCCUCUGCCGGAUACAUCAUCGCCCGUUCUUGUGAAGACAUCAUUGAGGACCAACAUUGGCUUACCAGCAGCUAUAUCCUUUUUGCGGUCCCCUACUUCAUCUAUGACAUCUAUGCCAUGUUCUUGUGCCACUGGUACAAACUUCAGGUCAAAGAUCACGAGGAGGAUAGGCAGGCCAAACCGAUGAGGUCAGCCAUCAUCGGCUAUCUGCGCAGAGAGUUCCUAAUGGUCUUGCACCAUGUCGUCAUGGUUACUGUCUGUUUCCCUGUCUCUGUGUUCUGGAGACAGGGCAAAGGGGAUUAUUUCCAGGGUGUGAUGUUCCUGGCAGAACUCAGCACCCCAUCUGUCUGUCUGGGAAAAAUACUCAUCCAGUACAAGCAACAGCACACUCUCCUACAUAAAGUCAAUGGAGCUCUUAUGCUGGUCACUUUCUUCAUCUGCAGAGUUCUUCUCUUCCCCUACCUCUACUACGCAUACGGCAGGUACGCAUCCAUCCCCUUCUACAUGGUACCCCUGUCCGUGCCCUGGCAGUAUAACGCAGGUGCAGCUAUGCUCAUGGCCCCGCAGGUUUACUGGUUUUCCCUCAUCUGCAGGGGUGCCUUUCGUCUCUUCACCAGAGCCUCACGGCACAAAGCAGCUGUUAGCAGCACUGACUCUGAGCCGAAAACCUCACUCCUGCCCUCUGCCAAUGGAUACAGCCCAAGAGAGGCUGACUCGCACUGAGAGAGGGGUAGAAAUAGAGAUGUAGUUGCAGGGUUUAUAGGUUUAGGCCAAAUAGGAAACCGAAGGCAGAUUGACUGAGUUCAAUGGGUGGAUCUUUUGUGACCCUGCAGAAACACUGAAGCUGUGUAACCUCUAUAUUCACAACAAUCCUCUCUUUGAGAUGAAAAAUAAGACUUCAGACCAAACCAAACAGAUAUUUUCUUUUCUAUAACAUGCUAGUCUCUGUGUCAGAGCAUUAGGUUGGGGAAAUGUCUGCUUUGAAGGGUUAGUGCAUAAUUUGUUGAGUACCAUGGUCAUAAGCUUCAGAAAAAGGUACUGAUGUGGACGAAGCAGGAACAGUAUUUAAAAUGAGUGAUGGAUGGAAGGAUUGAAAGAGACCUCCCGUUCUCCUCUCUUGAGUAUCUAUGUCUCUUUGUUACAUUUGCAUAGAGGAUACAAAAAAAGGAAACUGAGUUUUCUCUGUCAAUGUGUACAUACGAUUUUAUCAUUUACAUUGAAUUCCAAAUAGAUUUUGAAUUUUUUUUUAGGUUUUUGUUGAAUCUGUUCGUUAUUCAUUUAGUUCUAUUCCUCAUUAAGGGCGGAUACGUUUAAAGUAAAGCGGCUCACUACUAAAAGUUUUUCGAUUCAAACAACCCCUCAGAUGCAUAGCCCAUUGCCAGUUAUCUUUCUGUUUUCCACUAUGCUGGUUCUCAUUACAGCUGAAAACAAGAUGGCAGCGGCUGCAUCCAGUUAGUGAAUCAGCAGUUAUAAAGAAGGGGGGUCAUUUAAAGGAUUUGGAUGAGGCUGAGCUAAUGCAUUAGCAUAUCUCUGCUGCAGUACUCCAAUCCUUUUAAGAUCCAGAUGUCAGACAGAGGGACCGAACUGGCCAUUAAAAGGCUGCACUUGAAAACCAGGCUGAAGUUGGCAAGGCACUUGGACGAACCUGAGCCAAUCGAUUUGUACUUUUCGUACAGUUUUAUGAGGGGGUUAGACUGCCAGCAAAAUGUCCUUCGCCAACCUUUUAGUAGAUCCAUGCCACAAUAUGAAGUCUAUACUACCACUGACUGUAAUCUGCACAUUAAAUGUGUAACCGCUGUUCUUUCUCCACUCUGACAAGAUGUUUAUCCGCUUUCCAAGCUGUCAACCUUUUGUUUCCAUCCGGAAUUUUAGGAGGUACACUGAUGACAUGUUGUGUCACCAAUUAGCCCGUACUUUUAUGGUAAAAGUGCCAUCGGUGUAACGGUGUAGUCACACGCCUCCCUUAGGCCUGCUUGUUUUGCGAUACUCACAAACAGGACUGUCAGUUUGAUGUUAAACAGUAUUAUUAGGAGUGGAAGUGAGAGGAUGGAACACAAGUUGGAUUCAAGGAGUAAAACUUGCACUUCGUUUUCAUGAGGAGGGGUGCUAAAUAAACAUCCAAGUCUGUGAGAUACUGUAACACUUUUAAAAGCACUGCAUAGAUGUUGGCUCUUCUUAAAUCAAAGCUUUGGGUUUAGUUCUGAACCACUAUAAUUUAAAGCGUAUAGGUGAGUCAUGUUCUGUUACUCGAACAUUAGAAUAUUUUUUUUUUUAAAUUUUUCUGCUUGACAGUUAGUGUGUGCGCUCAAAGGCAUCAAUGUAGCUGUAGAAAUUAGACUUUUAACAUGCUCUUUACACAAAAUACUGCAGGAUUGUAUCACAUCACUAAUUCAAAGGGACUGUGAAGUGUUGGGCAUGAAUAGGGCCAGUAUUUUAAACUAUAGCAAAGUAUACUGGUUUGGGAACUGGUUAAAAUAUUUUGAGCUAGGAAUGACUAUUUUCUGACUUUGUUUUUAUGUAAUUAUACUUAUUGUUAAUUUAUUCUUAUUUAUGUAUUUAUUUGGCCAUGUCUGUAUGUACAUAUGAAUACACAUCUAAAUGUUCUUUUGAGUGGGCUUCUGUUUAUCUAGUUGCCUGAAGACUGUUCUGUAAUUCUGGUUCUCUCAGCUGAAAUAUACUCUUGCUCUCUCCUGCUA
Messenger RNA from Pimephales promelas (fathead minnow), 3153 nucleotides. RefSeq names its product TLC domain containing 3Ba (gene tlcd3ba). The record is from RefSeq and is a predicted model, not a curated record. Gene Ontology annotation, cellular component: endoplasmic reticulum; membrane. Gene Ontology annotation, biological process: lipid homeostasis; ceramide biosynthetic process. NCBI's taxonomy places the organism in Eukaryota, Metazoa, Chordata, Actinopteri, Cypriniformes, Leuciscidae. Gene Ontology annotation, molecular function: sphingosine N-acyltransferase activity.